UCAGCCUGGCGUGGGACAGGGAAGAGAAAUGGCUGCAGUGGAGUCAGUCCAGGGGCCGGUGACCUUCAAGGAGAUGGCUAUGUAUUUCACCAGGGAAGAGUGGGCUCUGCUGGACCCCACUCAGAGAGCCCUCUACUGGGAUGUCAUGCAGGAGAACUAUGAGACUGUGACCUCGCUGGGCCAGAGAAUAACAUCCAUGUUUCGCUGCAGAUCAUCUCGUCCUCCCAGGGGCAAGGAAAUGGCUGCAAUGGAGCUGGCUCAGGGGCCGGUGACCUUCGAGGAGGUGGCUGUGUAUUUCUCCAGGGAAGAGGGGACUCUGCUGGACCCCACUCAGAGAGCCCUCUACAGAGAUGUCACGCAGGGGAACUAUGAGACGAUGGUCUUGCUGGGUAAGGAUUCCUGUCCCUUCUGUUCUUGGAAGGGGAAAUGAAGAGUGAAGGUUCAUACCACCCCCACAAUGCCAUCUGUACCCUGUCCUGUUUCAGCAUCACCCCAAUAGGCCAGUAACAUACAUACUACCAGAGACCCUCCUCUGCUGCAGAACACUUUGGGAACAGAGCACAGGAGCAGCAUCACACAAUGUCAAAUAUCUCCUCUUUACUCAAGUAAAACUGGGGUUAGGUCCAGCAUAAUGAACAGAAGCUUCCUACCCCCAGCCUUCUCUCAAACCCUGAGCCUUCUCUACCCAAACCAGAAUGUGCUUGGGGUGUAACAAGCAGGCGGCUGGAGUCAGAGC
Messenger RNA from Gopherus flavomarginatus (Mexican gopher tortoise), 736 nucleotides. Its product is annotated as zinc finger protein 75A-like. Gene Ontology annotation, biological process: regulation of DNA-templated transcription. Lineage: Eukaryota; Metazoa; Chordata; Testudines; Testudinidae. The transcript has 4 exons. Bases 29 to 430 code for a protein of 133 amino acids. The record is from RefSeq and is a predicted model, not a curated record.